CAUGGCAUCUUUAAAUUUUAACGAAAGUGUAUAUCUGUAUAUUUGUCAUAUGAUGAAAAAAUAGGUGACAAAAGAAAUUCUUGUUGCAGACAAAUUUUGAUGAACAAUUAAAAUAAUUUUACUGAUAAUAAAGAUAUUAUAAUCACGAAAACGAGUCCAUUUGCUAGUGGCUUUAUUGGAUUAGUUUGUUUUCAAUUUUUCUUGGUUUUAGUGAGCUCGUGUCAUCUCUACAACUAACCAUAUUGGAUAAAUAAGACAGCUUACAUAAAUACAUAUUUAAUUAAACAACGCGAAUAGCUAUUGUAUGGCUGUUCGCUAAAUGGAUGUUUUGAACCUGUAAUAAAAUAAAUAAUAAUUGCGUAGAAUUCUCGGACAAGUAAAAGAUGAGUGUUAUAAUUCGUUUGCAAAAUUUGCCGUGGUCGGCAAAUGCAUUGGAUAUACGGCAAUUUUUCAAAGGUCUCUCAAUACCGGAUGGAGGUGUUCACAUUGUUGGUGGUGAAAUGGGCGAUGCUUUUAUCGCAUUCAGCACCGACGAAGAUGCUCGUCAAGCAAUGAUGCAUGAUCGUGAUAAAAUCAAUGAGGUUCAAGUGCGUCUAUUACUUUCGUCGCGAGCUGAAAUGCAAAAAGUGAUCGAAACUGCACGUCAGCAAUCUCUCCAAGCCCUCAAAAAUGCUGGUUCGGUACCAGCUAUCAAAACCACUGUAGUCCCACCCUCCUUAUCCAAUCCGCAGCCACCAGUCAUUACACCAAAUAGUCUCCAUAAUAUUCUUUCGAGUGCAGCACCAUCAUUUUUGACAUAUCAAAAGCAAGCUGGCAUCACACUUGUAGAAACGCCAAAGGAGCCCAACACUAAUGAAUCCGUGAGUACACAUCGCAGCAGUGUUGAAAAAACUCGCGAUCGCCGACGUUCUACAUCACGAGACCGUCGUCGAUCACGUUCACAUGACCGAAAUGAACGUAAUGAUCGCAAUGGCUCACGUCGUGGUCGACGGGAUAGAAGUCGCUCUCGAUCGCGAGAUCGCGAUUGGAAGAGUCGACGAUCUAGUCGACGCUCAAGAAGCCCAGAUCGUAGUCAUGACAGAAAUAGAGAUCGCAGUCCAGAUCGUAGUCGAAACUCUAGUAGAAGCAAUAUGAAUAGAGAACGGGAAAGUGGAAGUGGCCAAUUUAAUAAAUCCAGCACAGAUUUACUUGGUACUAAAUCGCAUACUAAAAUAUUAGAUAUAAAUGAGAGCGCUAGCGCCAAAUUAGGAAGUAUUUCGCCUUGGGGUAUUCCUGGCAUCAACUCUUAUCAAACAAACAAUUCAGAUAACGUUGGUGGAACAUCUACAAAUAGUUCUAACCCAUUUUCUAUCGCUGGCUCCAACACCAAUAAUAUUUUAAACCCAUUUAGUGUGGGAACUGCCAUUCCGGGCUUACGAGGUUCGCAGUUGGCAAAUUCAUACACCAGCAGCGUCGGCAAUAAAAGUCCUGAUUCCCACUCUAACACGAGCGCCGUAAAUAUACCAGCAGGCAGCGCCAUUUCACCAUUCCAAAGCUACUCCUCUUCGAUUGUGACCCCCAAUAAUUACAGUAUAAAUUUUUUGAACUCUAAUUCAAACAGUAGUGACUCACCUAAGACCUUUGCAUUACAAAAUCCCUACACGGCGGCGGUACAACAGGCCACAUUGAAUACAAACUCAACAGAUUCCACCAGCUCUGUAAAGCGUAGCCCCACUCAACAGAACAACAGUACAAUGUUCCCUGGGCUUAGCUUAAUAGAUAAGAAGUCAGAUGUAUCUUUGGCACAAGGUAAUGCAUCGGCAACAUUGACGUCUAAUUUCUCGUCAGUGAGUCAAUUGUCACAAGAACCAAUCGCAUUCGCCAAUACCAACCCUUAUGCCCAAAUGUAUCCGAAUCUCUUCGCACAGGCCGCUGCAGCUAGUAUUGCCAAGCCAAGCAACAUCUCUCAGAAAUCAAGAGAGCCGGAGACGCAGCGUUCUAAAGAGCCAGUAAAAGAGAGUUGCUGUAUCAAGGUGAGCGACAUGUGUGCGAGUACCACAUAUAGUGAUGUGCGUAAAUUUUUCAUGGGUCUUUUCAUCCCACACAACGGUAUCAAAAUGAUGAACGAUAAGCAUGGUCUGCGCAUCGGCGUCGCUUAUAUAAAAUUUUCACGAGCAUCCAGUGUACAUAAAGCAUUGAUGCGUAAUAAUUCCACGCUUAAGUCAAGAGCUGUAAAAGUGGAGAUCGUGACUGAUGAGGACUUCGAACAGGUGGAGGACAGUUAUCGCCCCCAGGGACGAUUUGACCGUAACAAUGAUCGUGGAGAGCGAAACUAUCUCGAUAAUCGCGAUGAUUACGAUCGUAAUGACGAUGACAACGAUGGUGAUACGAAUAAUCGUGGUGAUCGAGUGUCGAGUUCCGACAUUGAAUUCAAAUCGGCACCUUUUACCGUACUCUAUAUUGAAGAUAUACCAUCAUCGGCAGUUGAACACGAUCUUAUGCGCAUGUUCUCAUCUUACACCAUUUUCGAUAUAUUAUUGACACCUAGUCGUGAAAAUCGGCGAGAAUUCAAAGGGCAUGUGCUCUUCUCACGUGCCGAAGAAGCGAAAGCAGCUUUGGAGGACAAAUCUCGGCAUAUGAUUGGCUACCGCAAAGUGCGUGUUCGCCCAGCUACGGUCGAUGAAAUGGAAAGAGAAAAAGAGAAACUGCGUUUGGCUAACGAGCAAUUGAUAAAAGAAGAAGAAGCGCUCGCUGAAGCGGAAAGAUUGAAAGAAGAGCAAAAUCAAGGUGAAGAUGAUAUGGAUGUAGCGGAUGACACGAGCAGUCUAGCGUGCACUGAUGCUAAUACCGACUUGCAGUUAGAUGAAAAUGCAGAACGUAAUAAUUCAACUGAUUCUAAAAAUACUAAAAUACCAAGUCUUUUCGAUAUUGGUUCAGUAAGGGGUGAUGAUAUGUCAAGAGGUGGUAAUAUACCAAGUGAUCCCCGUCUGCGUCGACAAAAACCAAGCCGCUUUGAACCUUUAAAGCCCACAGACGGGAUGAACCUGAACAUGAAUCUCAGCAACAUGGGUAUGGAUGGUAAUAUGAGCCAAAAUAACAACAUAAAUAUGAACUCUCACAUGAAUAUGAAUAACAACAUGGGCAUGAGCAACAAUAUGGGUAUGAACAGCAACGUGGGUAUGAACAACAACAUGGGUAUGAACAUGAAUAAUGGUGGGAAUUUCAUGGCGCCUAUGAUGAAUAACAACAAUAGAAACAUGAACAGCAACAAUUCGAUGAACAACUCAAACGGCAUGAAUAAUUUCAUAAUAAUGAAAAACUGCGAUUAUAACACACGUAUGAAUGACAUUGCUAAUCUAUUGCAGGGCGCAUUUUUGCGUCUCAAACACAUUGAGCCGUUACGUGGUGAACGCAAUAUGCCUACCGGAGAAUUCAUUGUCGAAUUCCAAGAUUCUCGUGAUGCAGAAAGCGCCUUACAUCAAUUCAACAACACCACAUUUCGUCAACGAAAACUUCGUAUACGAUCCAUCAUGCCACAGGAGAUCGCUGACAAAAUUGGAAAGCCCUUCAUGAACUGUUACCCUGGUGGUGGUGGUGGUGGUGGUGAUGGUUUUAUGCCAGGUGGCCGACCAUUCGAGAGGAAUCCAUUUCAGGGAAAUAAUAAUGACGGACCACCGAUGAUGAAUAUGGGCGGUGGCUCUGGUGGGCGCUACGGUAAUAACAAUAUGAACAACGAUAACAAUAAUGGUCGUGGUGGUAUGGGAGGUAAUAGUAAUGGCGGUGGAUCCAUGAUGAAUCGCGGUGGUCGCGGUAACAACAGUGGCUAUCGUAGUGAUCAUUCAAGUAGUGGAAUGCGCAAUCGUAGUGGUCGCAGUAACAACAGUGCUUCAAGUCACGACGGCCACAAUUCAGACCAGGAUGAUGAAGUACAAGUAAUUGAUGACAGCAGCAACGAUGUUGUUAUUAGUGGCGAUAGUGGACCUAACCGUGGUGAUGGAGAUAGCAGUGGCAUACCGGAGAAAUUCACACGACCCGGCUGUGUGAUAGCCAUGGAAAAUGUGCCCUACAAGGCCGAACUUAUAGACAUAUUGAAAUUUUUCGCUGGUUAUGACUUGACUCCAGAUGAUAUUAUAAGACGUUUCAAUGAUGACGGCACAGCGACGGGCGAUGCACGUGUGGCGUUUGAAACGCCAUCGAUGGCACGUUCGGCAUACAAUUCACGUCGAAGAAAACAGAUUUUCAAUCGUACCAUACGAUUGUCAUUGCUGUAGGAAAUUGAGAACUGAUUUCAAAAGGGUGGCUGUAAAUAUGGGGUAGAUUAUAUUUAGGUUUGCACAUAUGCAUACAUACUUACGAUAUAUACACUAAGUUAUCAUUCUAAGAUUUUCUCUACACAAUAUUCAAUAUUUGUAUUUUGUAAAUACGAGACAAUAUAAUAUGAGAAGUGAAGUACCACAAUUAGAACGGUGUUAUGCUAAUAUUUUAUACGCAAAGAUACUUACUUAUGUUAUAAUUUAAUUUGUUUAACGUAAAUAAUAUAUGUACAUAUGUACCUAGUUAUAUACAUAUAUAUAGCUUAUAUAGCAUAUAUAUAUAAUAAUUAAAAUAUUUUUAGCAUAUGCAUAAAUAUACUAUGGUUUUUUUAAAACAACAUAUGAUGUUUUUAAAUAAUAAAAUUAUAAAUAAUAAAUAUGUUUAUAUAGCUAAAAACUAAUUUGGGAACUACAAACAUAUAGCCUUGGUACUUUUGAUUCAUCGAUGCUCCAACUUCUUUAACCCAUUUGGCAAAUACGUUUUCUGCAGUCCAUCUUGACCCGUACGAUAACCUGUCGAUCAGCUAGCAGUUCGUGACCAUUUCGGCCUUCACCUUUCCUACCUUCAAGUCAGAACGGGAAAAUUUCACGGUUUCA
Molecule: messenger RNA, 4889 nt
Organism: Bactrocera oleae (olive fruit fly)
Lineage: Eukaryota; Metazoa; Arthropoda; Insecta; Diptera; Tephritidae
Molecular function (GO): RNA binding
Source: RefSeq, a predicted model, not a curated record